Acaromyces ingoldii is the source of this 897-nucleotide messenger RNA. RefSeq lists its product as hypothetical. Lineage: Eukaryota; Fungi; Basidiomycota; Exobasidiomycetes; Exobasidiales; Cryptobasidiaceae. The record is from RefSeq and is a predicted model, not a curated record. Bases 63 to 776 code for a protein of 237 amino acids. The transcript has 4 exons.
AAAGAAGUUCCGCAGAGCCCGCUCCUCUCUAAGGACACUUUGGCUCGACAAAUUAGGGGAGGAUGUGCCAACCGGACGUCUGGGCAAUAAAAAGUCUGGAACAGAGCCAGCUUGAAUGUAAUUUACAGUACUGUACGCCAUUUUUGAAACGCGGCUAUAGUCGCAUUCUGGAGGACAUCACCGCGAUUAGUGCACGAGAUAGCGCUCCGACAAGCGGCCCCGCCAUCUGCACUCUUGUCGCAGAGGAACGCACGACAAAAGACGUCUCGUUGCCGAACCUGUGUUGCUUUCCUCUGCAACUCAACAAGACCAACGUCUGUGCCUCGAUGAAACCUUUUAUUCUCCUCGACUUCCUCUUUUUUGCUUGUCUCGGCGUGGGCCUUCUCCUUGUCGUCGAAGAAGGCAUAGGAUACACUGGCGGAAAAUUAAUACAACGACGCGACUUGGCAUUGGGUAUCCAGCCUAGGAAUGUCAAGGAGGUUCCUGUCACGAUCUUCGAGCGGUGGCUUCACACUCGCCAUGGCAAUAUGUUGAUGAAUUGUCAAGCAAACCUUGGCCCGCCCUCCAACCAUGAAGCAUUUGAUUGCGCCUCCACGGCGGCUAACGAGUUCGGCAUUAAAGUGUACUUUUGUGGCGGCAAGAAGAGCGAUACCACAGGAGUCAGACCCUUGGACAAAGAUGUGCUCAGCGCAUUUUUCAAAGUAUGCCUCAUUGGGCACCACAAAGGUGUAGUAACCAAAAUCGUACUGAAAACCGAUCAUAUACCAAAGACAUAAAGCUCCUUCCUGGCAACACCGUGGGUCCGAGAGAGCUCGGCAAAGAAAGCAGGACCCCUUCCAAAGUCCACGUCAUCCCCUGGGCGUUUCGGAUUGCUAUGCUCCAUGUAGUAACGUUAGG